Molecule: messenger RNA, 9038 nt
Organism: Stomoxys calcitrans (stable fly)
Lineage: Eukaryota; Metazoa; Arthropoda; Insecta; Diptera; Muscidae
Gene: Psi
Product: far upstream element-binding protein 1
Exons: 9
Coding region: 278-2809 (843 amino acids)
Biological process (GO): regulation of DNA-templated transcription
Cellular component (GO): nucleus; cytoplasm
Molecular function (GO): mRNA binding
Source: RefSeq, a predicted model, not a curated record
UAUCUGUAUGUUGGUAUUACUGAUAUUCGCGUUCUCGCCGCAUUUUUUCUGUGUGCUGUGAAAAAUUAAGUAAAAGAUUUUAUUUCCUUAGAAGUGUUUUAUAAAAUCGUAGUACUUUCUUCUUAUUCUAUAAAGUAGAAGGUUUAGAGUGUGUGGGGAAUAAGCGGCAAAAGAAAAGAAACGGUUAAUGCUUAAAUUGUGUACUCCAACCGGUCCACAGGUCACGCAGUAAUUAAUAUAUUUUGCACUCGUCUUAAACUUCAAUUAUUAGCAAAAAAUGGGUGAUUUUGGUGGUUCGACCGCGGCGCAUAAUAAUUUAAAUCAAUCUCAAGCAUUUGCUGCUGCUUUACAACGUGCAAAACAGAUUGCCGCUAAAAUACAACCGAAUGCUCCACCAUCUGGAGGAGGACCCGGUGCGGGAUUUAAACGUUCUCAUGAUGAAUCUGAUGCAGGUCCUGAGGUUAAGCGUUUUACCAGUCCGGAUGCAAAUGAUUACGGUCAUAAUAGUAAUUCCAACAUGAGCGGAGGUGGAUCUUCGUCUGGAGGAGGUCCAGCUAAUAUGUCGCAAGCUUUGGCGCAAGCAGCAGCUGUUGCUGCUCGUUUGGCAGCAACGGCCGGCAACACAUGUGAGGAGCAAGUGCGCUUGCCGGAUAGCUUGAUGAAUGCAUUUUACGGUCGAGGAAGUAGCGAUACGAUAACCCAUAUUCAAGGGGAAUCUGGCUGCAAAAUCCAAAUGGGUCAGCAAGAAGGUGAUCGGGUUAUUACGCUUCGUGGCUCGCGGGAGUCUGUAACAAAUGGGCGGGAGCUAAUGCAACAAUUGGCAAACCGUAACGGUGGUGGCAAUGUAGAAGUAGUUCUUACCAUAAAUAUGCCACCUCCCGGACCUACUGGUUACCCCCCAUACCAGGAAAUUAUGAUACCUGGUACAAAAGUGGGACUGGUUAUUGGAAAAGGUGGCGAUACAAUAAAGCAACUGCAAGAAAAGACCGGUGCAAAAAUGGUUAUUAUUCAAGAGGGUCCGAACCAGGAACUAAUAAAACCUUUGCGUAUAUCUGGAGAACCACAGAAAAUUGAAAUGGCAAAGCAGCUAGUACUGGAUUUGAUUGCACAGAAGGAUGCCCAAAAUCAACAAGCAGCUGCCAAUAACAGGCCUGGCAUGGGUGGGGGUGGAGCUGGUGGUAUGGGUGCAAACAAUGGCCCUAAUGGGGGCGGAAAUUACAAUAACUUUGGAGCCGGUGGUGGAGAAUCACUAGAAGUGUUUGUGCCUAAAAUUGCUGUGGGUGUUGUUAUUGGCAAAGGUGGUGAUAUGAUACGAAAAAUUCAGCAGGAAUGUGGCUGCAAGCUACAGUUCAUUCAAGGAAAGCACGACGAGCCAGGGGAUCGUAGAUGUUUGAUACAAGGCUCCAGACAACAAGUAGACGAUGCCAAACGGAUGAUUGAUGGUUUAAUUGAAAAUGUUAUGCAACGUAACCGAAAUGGCAGUGGCGGUGGUGGUGGAGGAAACAGUGGUGCUCAAAGCACUGACAAUGGUAAUUCAAAUUAUGGUUACGGAUAUGGUGUUAAUCAUGCCCAACAACCCGCAAGAGAAGAAAUAAGUUUUAUGGUACCAGCAUCAAAAUGCGGCAUUGUUAUCGGCCGUGGAGGUGAAACAAUUAAACUUAUAAAUCAACAAACCGGAGCGUAUUGUGAGAUGGACCGAAAUGCCGUUAAUCCUCCCUCGGAAAAGCUUUUCAAAUGCAAAGGCACACCAGAACAAGUGGAGGCUGCUCGUCAAAUGAUUGCCGAAAAAAUCAACAUGGAUUUGCCAAUUAUUAACCGUAAAUCGAUUAAUGGUGGACCGCCUACACAGCAACAACAAGAUGGUGGAGCCCAAGGUGGAUACAAUGCAGCCGACCCCAGUGCUGCAGCUGCGGCAUAUCAACAGCAAUGGGCUGGUUAUGGUCAAGCUGGAAGCUGGGGUGAACAAGCUCAACCACAGGCUGCUGGUAUGGGACAAGCUGCAGCUGGUGGUGGUGCCAGUCAAGCAGAUUAUUCCGCUCAGUGGAUAGAGUAUUAUAAAUCGAUGGGAAUGCAUCGGGAAGCCGAAAUGAUUGAACAACAAUUGAAAGCAAAACAAGCGGCGAGUGCACCUCAAGGACAAAAUCAACAAGCCGCCGCACCUGCAGCUGCUGCACAAACGGCUGGAGGUCAAUCACAGGACUACAGCGCACAGUGGGCGGAGUACUACCGAAGCAUAGGAAAAACAGAAGAAGCGGAAGCCAUUGAAAAACAGAUGAAAGCUUCACAGUCAUCGUCAACGUCUGCCUCUGGCCCUGGUCCGAUGGGUGGUGGUAGUAGCGGCGGUGGUGGUAGUAGUGGCGCUGCUGCUCCGACUGCUGGUGGUCAUUCUAAGGACUACAGUGCACAAUGGGCUGACUAUUAUCGUAGUGUAGGUAAAAUUGAAGAAGCAGAAGCUAUUGAAAAACAAAUGAAGAAUGUGCAGGCGAAUGCUGGUAGUUCGAUUCCUGGCGGCAGUACGGGUCCAAAUGUCGCUCCUGGAGCUCCUGCCGCACCUUCUGGUGGCCCAGCUGCCGCACCAGGUGGUGGCGGCGGUGGUUACCCACAAGGUAUGACACCCAGCCAAUAUGCACAAUAUUCCCAAUAUUAUGCGGCAGCAGCUGCAGCUGGAGGUUACCCUCAACCUGGAGGUUAUGGAGGCCCAGGAGCUGGUGGUUAUGGAGCGCCUGGAGGUUAUCCCGGCGCUCCACAACCCCCUGGUUCUGGUCCCAACCAAGGCGGUAAUAAUCAAAAGAAAAACGACAAACAUUAGCCUAAUCGUUCAGCCAAGCAAUGAAGAUCAACAUAAAGAGAUUUUUCUACAACGCUAAAUUAUCAAUAAGACCUCUAAAACAAAAACAAACCAUGUUUGUCAGUCUCUCUCUCCCCCUAACUUACAAAGAAAAAGUGUUGUUUCGCAAUGGAGAAAAAAAAAAGAAUCACUUUUUAGAUUUUCCAUGAGAGUGUUUUUUGGUUUGAUGUUCGUUCGUUCGAUGACUUGCAUUCUCAAUUAAAAUAUUUUUGUUUCGUAGUUUAUAAGUCAAAACUAAUUUAGUUACUAGUGAUAAAGAGUUUUUCAAUAGAAUUAUAUUUAUAUACUAUGCUUAAUGGUAAUUCAAAUAACGAUGAUAAUGAUGAUGAUGAUGCUAGUUAUAUUUACAUAUAUAAGUUAGUUGUACUACAUCCCUUGCUCUUAGUUGUGUAUGUGUCAGGAAUCAGAUGACCAGAAAAUCUAAAAACGGCCGUUUUUAAGUCAGGUUUGUCAUUUAUAUUACUUUAUGCAUACUCCUUCCUUUUGGUUUAAAAUAAAUCAAAUUCAUUCGAAAGCUUCCCUUAACCAAAAACGAAAGCCUAAAUUUAUCUAUUUAAAUAUUUAUUAUUUUCUUUAGCUCAAUAUAUUAACUGCGAAUAGUUUUUUUUUUGUUGUUUAUUUUGGUUCACCGAAAAGCGUGUUUCUGUGUUUGAAGAAAAAAUCAAAUCAAAAUAUAAAUCUGUUAUAUACACACACACACACACUGUCAUCAAACAUAUACAUAUACAUAGAUAUAUGCCUAUGUUGAAUGUCAAUUGCAAAAAUCGCGUCUUUAAUAUGCACAACACAGCACACAUGAAAUGAAAAUGUCCCUUCUUUUUUUUAGGGAUUAUUAAGGGAAUAAACAUACAAACAAAUAUAUCACAUGCUAUUUAAUAAUUGAUACACACUAUUGCAAAAAGAAUGAAUUAUUAUUUUUUAAUACAAAAUAUCUUAGUAGCACAUAUUUGUGAAAGCAACUCAAUUACUUUGCCGAAUACAACCAACCAACUCCCAUUUGAGCAGAUGAUCGAUCGACAUCAGCCUAUCAGGCUAUCACAAACACCCAUUCCCCAGACAUCCCAAGGUGUAUAUUUGGUAAGAUAUCCAUACUUCCCAUGCAACAUACAUACAUAUUUCUUUAUUUGUGUGCAAAUAUAAAUCAACAUGUUUAUUGUAAAUGUUUUUGUUACAUAUAUAUAUAUAUAUAUAUAUUUAUAUAUGAAUUACCAUACACAUACAUAUUGUAUUUUAUUUUUCAAUAUCAACCUUUGUAAUUUGUAAUUUUCAGGGUAAUUUAUGUGAAAAGAAAGACAUGAAAAGCCUUUAUAAGAAGUAAAUGAACACUCCAUAUUAUUUAUAUAUAUUUCCUUUUUUUCUGAUGAAGUGUGACACCAUUUGAAACAUCCCACAAAUCUUGUUUGCAUUCAUAAAAUUCUAGGUGGUUUCGAACACACAAACAAUGUAUACGAUGCCUCUGGGCUCACAACGCAGUACUUGGGGGUACUACUUUGUAUUAGAAUUCGCAAAUGGCCCAAUAACUAUGAGGACGCGUUUAUAUUAAACCUUAAAUAUGGUUCCAUUACCGUGUAUUUUCUUUUAUAUAUACGAAUUGUGUCGUAAUUAAUUAAUUAUUUGUUCAAUUGUAUUGUUCCUUCCUAUACUGGUGGCAACUUGCAGCAAACGUUAACAUGAUAAUAGUUAACAUUUAAGUCAAAAGGGUGAAAAUAGCAACAAGGAUUUUUUAUUCCCUUACAACUUCAAAUAUACUAACAUUGUUGUUGCUGCUGAUUCAAAAGUUAGUGGAUAUUUAUUAUCGUUGACCUUCAUAAGUUAAAAAAUCAUAUAGAAUUUUUAUAAAACAUUUUUUCUUAUAUUAUGAUUUAUCCAAUAUUUGGACAGCAACCAGUGCCAACACCAAAUUUACUAUAAAAUCAGGAAAAAGAUAACCAACACACAAGUUAAAAAAAGUAGAGAAAGAGGCCGGCCAGAAAAAAUAUCUCGGGUGAGAAAAUCACCCUUACUAUGUAUGUCGUAGUCGAAUUUUCGACUUGGACGGCUGAAAAUUAAAGUUAAUAUUUCAUUGGCAUUAUGUGCAAAAUCGAAUAAUUUGGUUUCUGUAUUAUAUGAUACUUGCAAGUGACUCAUCUGUCAAGAAAGCAUUCACCUCGAUUUUGUUCAUAAUACCGACGAAAUCAAACCGCGACCUCGCCAAGCUCUUACAGAUGUGCAAGCUCGUUCCGGUCCGCAUGACCAAUCACCGCGGAAACAUUAUGUCCAUUGAUUGUUUAAAGACACCUAUAAAUCGCCUUGUCAUAUCAAGUAUCAGUACUUAACCGGUGCCUUCCGGCCUCCCAAUUAGACUCUUCGUGCGAUACCGCCGAUUUCCCGCAACUGUAGUGGCAGUUACUCCAUAUGAAGCAUUCUACUAUCCGCAAACUGUGGAUUCGCCCGGUAGCUCUCAGCUGAGCUUCUCGUGAUGACGAUAAACAUCACACGUAUCGGAGCUCAAUGUUCCAUACUGUGUGAUGCUCAUGGCCAUCCCGUGCCGGGUGUCUUCAUCACCUAAUAGUGUCUUCAUAAAUAUGAGAUUUGGCAUUUGGACUUUUUGUAAUAAUAGCGGUCAGUAUUAACAAAGAAAUAAAUUAUAAAAAAUUUGGUCCAACAUUUAUUUAAAUUAACUUAGAGCUUUAUGGAGAGCUCCCAUUAAUUGAAGACACAUUUUGACUUUAUUCGCAAUGGGUGCAUUCAAAAUUUCGUCCAAAUCUUCUAAGAAUUGCAAAGUUUCAGACUGAUAAGAAUUUUUUUUCGUUGGAAGGAUCACCACUACAUGUUAUGGCGAUUAAGAAUUAGUAUCCCAUAAUAUUUUCAUAACAUAGCUCCGAUUAUAUAAAAGGUGUCCCAUAGCAAAAAACUUAACUGAUAUCGAGCAGUUCGCAUUGAAACUCAAUAAUCUGCAAACGUUAUUCGCUUGUUAGUUGAUACACAAAGUUUCUCUCCUUCUGUAAUAAUUGCGACUAUAUAUAUAUAUACAAGUUGUAUGAGUGUUUUUAUAACGAAUUCAGACAGUUUAAUGCAUUGUCUGUACAUCUUUACAUAGCUUUUAUACCGCAUAUACAUUGUACUUUCAUUCGAAAUACAUUAUUCCUCCUAAUGCUGGCAACAUUUGUGAGGUACUGUGUACAUGUAAAACUUCUCUCCAAAGAGGUGGCGCACUAAGGCACGCCGUUCGGACUCGGCUAUAAAAAGGAGGCCCCUUAUCAUUGAGCUUAAAACUUGAAUCGGACUGCACUCAUUGAUAUGUGAGAAGUUUGCCCGUGUCCCUUAGUGGAAUGUUCAUGGGCAAAAUUUGCAUUUGCAUACAUGAUUCUAUGAUAAAAGAAAUGAUAUGUGAUUUAAGAUACAAGUCAAACCGAUAACCUCAGCCAAGAUGAUGACACUUUCCAAGUUUCCUUAUCAUUGAAAUCUUUUAUGAAUAAAACAUUAGUUGUUGUUGUUGUAUCAAUGUUUUGUACACUAGGGCGGCAGCCCUUGCCGCUGAAGAAUCUCAACGGGUCAAUCCGGUACGUACUACGGGCUGUCAUGUUAGUGUUCUUUAUUAGAAUUGAGAUUGAUAAAAAUGAGUAUUAGUUGCAACUGGCACAUAUUUUGACAGCGAUUAUGAUCAACACUAACAAUUUAUACCAGACAACGCAGAUGCAAUUGGAAAGCAUGUAGUUUCUUCAAAUGAUUAAACUUUGAUUUUUUCCUCCUUGUUUGGAAAGGUUUUCUACCACAAUUUAUGUUAUAUGUUAGUGUUUAGUGAUUUGUUUUAUGCAAUGCGGUAAGAUUGGUUCUGUAUAUUGUAUUCUCUUUUUUGGAUUUCUUGAGUGUAAAGAUAAAUUUAUAAGGUUUGCUGUAUACAUUUUCCUUAAAAAAAAACCAUAUAUACAUAUAUAUUUCCAUGUAUCAAAUCUAUUUGCAGCUGUGGGACAGAGAUAUGCAUUUGCAAAAUACAUGUAUGAAAGAUUUAGGCCUACCUACCUUUUCACAUUAAAUGAAAUAAAGCGUGAUCGUUGUUUAUGGUAAGAUUUACUUCUUAAAAAAGGUGAUUUAAAUUUUUUUCUUAUUUUAAUAAAACCCAUUGCAAAAUAUAUAUUUGAAAUAAAUAAAUUUGAAAUAAUACAGUACCCAUACAAUAAUAUUCAAUUACUAAAAAUACAUCUGAAUUAAAGAUAAUUCUAGUAAUAAGCUAAGUUUUAAUAAAAAGUGAAGAAAAUUGUUGCAACACUUUUCUUUAUCUUGAUACGAAAUAAUCUGAAUUAUAUGAAAAGAGAACCUUGCGUAUAACAAUGAAUAUCGCUUACUUAAACAAAAUAAUAAUAAUAUUUUUAACCUUAGAAUAAAAAAAGAAACAAAAUACAUACAAUUUAUCUACAUAUAAAAUUUAGAUAUUUCAUAUUUGUUUUGAAAAGACCACAAAAAAAAACGAAAUAUGAAAUAUUUUGUUGUGUUUUAUUGUAAAUUCUUUUCUUGCAGCUCAUUUAAGUUUGUUAGACGACGAAUUACUCAAACCAUUCCCACCCCCCGACCAUGAACAGAUACCUUUGUGGUAUGUAUAGGUAAUAGAAUAUGCAAGAAAAAUAAAAAAUGCUUUCGGCCGAGAAAGAAUGAAUGAAUUCCUUACUGUAUUUCUGUAACGCUAUAUAUAAUUUACAUACUGAUAUAUAUACAUAGUCAUAUUCUUCUUUAUAUAAAACUGUUUUUUUUCCAAUAUGAAAUUUUAUCUUGAAAUUUUCACAGUCAAUCGCCCUAAGGGAGUGAUGGCCAACUGUUUUGUCUAAGAGAAAUUGGAAGAUGACGGCAUGUGUUUCAUCUUCUUCAUCGCUAUGUCGAUAUCCAGAGGCUUAACCCAACAAAGUAAUAUAAAAUAUAUGUAAAUAAUAAUAAUAACAAUUUCAAAAAUGUUCCGAAUGAUUGCGAAUUAAGACUUCUCAAAAUUGCAAUAUUACUUUAUUUUAAAACUCUUUAAGCUUUCCCCCCAUUUGAAAAUAGCCUCUGGAGAUAUUCUUCUAUAUAACGUACUAUACUACUAUAUAAAAAAAAGCAUCUACUUAAUGAUAUAUCAAACUUAUUAAUACACAGACAUUACUUAGAUGGAACCCCAAUUUAACAAUUUAAAACAUUAGAUACCAAAUGUAUUACAUAGCUCAACGAAAGGCUUUAAAUUUAGCUUUAGAGGUCGAAAGCAUAUUCCUUUUGUUUUUUAAAUUGUGUUUGAGAUAAUCAUUAAUUUUCGGUUAAAAAAAUUACUGUAUUAAAAAACAUACCGAGGGCAGAUGGUUCUUUGUAUUGGUCUCACACAAAAAUAUAACAGCACAUAUAGGGUAGUCGUUGGCUGUCUUCAAAUGCUAAAUCAUAUAUCUUUGAAAAGUUCCUUCCAAAUAACCUAAAACACACGUCUCAAGGUUGGUAGUGGGUAAUUAAUUCUCAUUCUUGCGAAUGAAUUCCAUUGCAAUUUCGCUUAAGUGUUUUUCCCAAAACCCACCUCACGAAUAUUCUCCAAUGGUUACACUUUUCAAAAUGUUCGUCUUAACCAUUUUCAAAGGCAUAUAAUUAGUGCAGUAUACCACUGGAAAAUUCGUGUGCUUAGAAAUGCAGGUGUUUGCAUAUUUCUAAAUCUUUGGUAAAAAAACACAUGUAAAUUCGAGUGUACCAAAGUUGAAUCAUUAUAUUUUGUGUCUUUUGGAGUUGGAAAAUUUGUUAGGCCAGAAAUCUGUCUGACUGCUUACAUUUGGGUAUAAGGAAUGUCAUCACUGACUAAAAGGAAGAACAUUUAAUACCACAUGCAUAUGUACACACUUUACACCAAAAAAUUUUAAGUAAGUAUAAGUUGUUGAUGGUAAGUAAAAUACAUUUGUUAAUAUUUAUGAUCGUCUUAAGUUCGCAAUCAUUUGACAUUUUUGCAAUUGUUUGUUAUUUUUCUAUCUUCUCAAAAUUCCUAUAUAAUUUCUUCUUUUUGUGUAUAUACCACAUACUACAUAUAUACAUGGCUGUUUGACUAGCAGCAACCUGUGUGUUUUUUAAUUCUAUUUACAGGUAUUAUACUUUUCAUAUUUUAUAAUGCCCUUAAAGUGUAUUUUUGACAUAAGUUGUUUGUUUUUUUUUUGUCAUUAAUGAUAUUCAUAAAUUGUUUCUUGAACACUUGAAUAAAAAUGUUUUUAGAAUUAAA